AUGGAUUUUGAGAAUGCUUGCAGGCUUUUUGGUUUGGCCAAUUUGCUUAGAUUGAUGCGUUGUGCUGAACCAUCUCAAAGACAAGUUAUGGCUAAUUCCAUUCUAACUGAGGCUAACAUGUAUGGCAAUGAUCCCAUUCAUGGUGCCCUAGGUCACGUUCUUAAUUUGAACAAUCAAAUCCAAUCUGUUCAAAGAGAAUUAGACUUUGUAAACACUAUGCUUGCUCAAUGCUCACUUCAAUCAACUUCACAUGUGGAUGAUGUUGUCGCGGGUUCUUCUCACCCAGGACAAUCAAGUACUGUUGCACCUCGUGAAAAAGAGGGUGGGGCUCAAGAGAAAGAUGCCGAGUAUAAGAGAAAGAAUAAGAAAGAUCAUUGA
Messenger RNA from Vigna angularis (adzuki bean), 378 nucleotides. Its product is annotated as protein LATERAL ORGAN BOUNDARIES. The record is from RefSeq and is a predicted model, not a curated record. The transcript has 3 exons. NCBI's taxonomy places the organism in Eukaryota, Viridiplantae, Streptophyta, Magnoliopsida, Fabales, Fabaceae. The coding region runs from base 1 to 378 and encodes 125 amino acids.